CUCCCCCCACAGCCAUCGUUAACCCUUUUAUCGACAUUAAAAAAACACUGGUCAUGAUUGCAAUCCACCGAAUCAUCGCAAACCACCAAAUCUCCCCAUUUGUGUCAGUUUUACUAUAACGUGCACUGCAUAAAAUGAACACCCCCCCAAAAAAAAACUAAAUGCAUAUUUUUUUCUUCAACUUCCCCCACAAACAAUAUUUUUUCUGCUGCACAGUACAUUUUAUAGUAAAAUGAAAGGUGUCAUUACAAAGUACAAUUGGUUGCGCAAUUAUGUCUCAAAAGACGACAAGGAAAAACAAAAAUGCAACAAUUCAUCCUCGUCCUCUUACGGUGGGGACGAAGGGUAUUCACUUAACCUUACUAGCAGAAGUGAAAUGUUUGCUGAGGCAUUGGCUUAAAGGAGUAUUCCACUUGCCAGCUUUCGGAAGUAAAUGUUUCGAACGCUGUUUUCGUGCUGCGGGUGUCGGUCAUGCCCCUUGUGACAUCAUGGCCACACCCCCUCAAUGCAAGUAUGGGAGGUGCCCCUUUAAAGACACAAUGCCGACCCUGUCUGAAGUUACAGACACCUUACUUAAGCUAUUGCAGUUUGACUCCACAAACACACUAAACGACCCUGACAAACAUGCCAAAGCAUUUUUUUACCAAGUGGCGAACAUUCAUUGUAAAGGUUAUGUCUGAAGAGGAUAGGCAACACCUGAUGAAAAAGUAUGAACUGACAAAAUGGUUGAUGCAAGAACGGAUUGAGGAGAGGGGAAGUGAUUAUGUGACUUUUUGGGCGAUCCCGACCAUCCGACCUCCGACUUCGCACUUUGUUCAAGUGAUGGUUUAUUCAGCACUAUGAUCUUCUAUGUUUCGUAAUUUUGAUGACCACAUGCAUGUCUUCCUUUAAGAGUUUCUUCCUGUUAUACUAAGAGACCUAUAUUAAUGAAGAUAUCUUGUAUAAGUAUUUUCCAGUAUCCAUCCACUAGCAGAAAUAGAAGAUGCUCUCCUGCGGAACCUUUUUAUGGGGUACCAGAAAUGGGUGAGACCUGUGCACAACCCUAAUAAAACAAUAAAAGUCAAUUUUGGCCUGAAAAUAUCACAGCUUGUGGACGUGGAUGAAAAAAAGCAACUGAUGACCACAAACGUUUGGCUGAGACAGGAAUGGGUGGAUUUUAAAUUGCGAUGGAAUCCUAAAGAUUAUGGAGGAAUAACUUACAUCAGAGUACCUUCUGAAUCCUUGUGGCUUCCUGAUAUAGUUCUAUUUGAAAAUGCAGAUGGCCGUUUUGAGGGAUCUCUGAUGACAAAAGCAAUAAUAAAAUAUGAUGGGACAGUAAUAUGGACUCCACCAGCAAGUUAUAAAAGUUCCUGCACUAUGGAUGUCACUUUUUUCCCAUUCGACCGCCAGAACUGCUCAAUGAAAUUUGGAUCAUGGACUUAUGAUGGGAACAUGGUUGAUCUUAUUCUUCUAGAUGAAAAUGUAGACAGAAAAGACUUUUUUGAUAAUGGAGAGUGGGAUAUCUUAAAUGCUACAGGUCUGAAAGGCAUGAGGAGAGACGGGAUUUACUCAUACCCCCACAUUACAUAUUCUUUUGUUUUGAGGCGUUUGCCAUUGUUCUAUACAUUAUUUCUUAUUGUCCCUUGCUUAGGACUGUCUUUCCUAACUGUCCUUGUGUUCUAUCUCCCUUCUGAUGAAGGUGAAAAGCUGUCUCUCUCCACAUCUGUCCUGGUGUCCCUUACAGUUUUUCUUCUUGUUAUUGAAGAGAUCAUUCCAUCUUCCUCUAAAGUAAUCCCCUUGAUCGGAGAAUAUCUCUUAUUUAUCAUGAUAUUUGUAACAUUGUCAAUAAUUGUAACUGUGUUUGUUAUUAAUGUCCACCACCGGUCUUCUGCAACAUACCAUCCAAUGGCCCCAUGGGUAAAAGGACUUUUCUUGCAAAAACUUCCAAGACUGUUAUGUAUGAAGGGACAUGUUGAUCGAUUCUCCUUUAUGGAUUCAGAAACCACCGCGCCUGCUUCUAAAGCAAAAAUAUCUGGUAAAAGAAAACAUAUUCAAGCAAGUGAUGGAGAAAAGGUUCUCAUUGCUUUCCUGGAAAAGGCAUCUGAUUCUAUUAAAUAUAUUUCAACUCAUGUCAAAAAGGAACAUUUUAUUAGACAGGUUGUACAGGACUGGAAAUUUGUGGCACAGGUUCUCGAUCGAAUUUUUCUCUGGCUUUUCCUCACUGUCUCCAUCACAGGCUCUGUUUUAAUCUUCACCCCUGCACUACGGAUGUGGUUGAAUAGCUACAACAUCUAACCUUGUCACAAUAUACUAUGUACUUCAGACUAUUCCAGCCAGAUCCCGACUGACAACUGUAGCCAUGUUAAGUCAACUUCACUUUGUAGCAAUCAAUAUUUUAUGUUAUAUUCAGCCCAUUUCUUCCGAUACCCACUGUCAAAUAAAUGUAUAUGUCUCAGUGCAUCUCACUACAGGCAGGUACUUCUCUUCCAUCUCUCUGUCUGCUCCUUUUAUGUUGUUUUCAAGAUUUUUAUAUCUGGACUGCAUAAAAAUAGAAAUGGUAAAAAAUACUAUAACACACAAAAAUGGUAUACACAUAAAACCACAAAUAUAUAGAUGAUCUAUAUCCUAUAAGCAUUUUCUAACCAAUGCUUUGUAAUGCACCAGGCAAUACAUUUAUGCUGAAAAGUUAGUUUCCACACAUUCCACAAAGGCAGAAUUUUGGAAAAAAGAUUUCCAAGCACAUUGAUGGCCACUGUAGAGAAAGUAAAAUGCCCCUUUAAGAACAUCGGAAACAAAGGUUAAAGGGGUUAUCCAGUGGAAUUAUGUAAUUUCUUAUUGGCCCCAGGGUGCCUAGAAAUAUAAUAAACACUUUUACUCACUUUCCGCUGCUCCCUUGUAGCUCCAGGAUCCAGGCGCCCCAUCUCUGGCCAGUCUUUCCUGACAGUCUGCUUCAGCAGAGCCUGCCAGAGUUGUAGACGUGAUGUCACAGCGCCAUUUUGCUAAUCACCGGCGCUGUCCCACCUCAGCAAGGGACAGCUGUAGAUGCUAUGCUCUGCAGCUCAGGGGAAAGCGGAAACACCGGCCGUGGAAGGAGCUCUCAGAUACCGGAGCUCUGAGGGAGGGGUGGAAGGUGAGUUAAAGUCUUUGUUAUUUUGUGCAGCAAGGACAAUAUGAAAUUGCCCAAUUUCACAAGAAAACCACUUAAAUGCCUAAUAUUUUGGUGUUUUGGGAUUGUGUGGAGGUUAAAGUAGGUGGCGUGAUGCGCAAAGGGAUGUGAUGGAAUGAUGAUGAGGGGUGUAGUCCAACAUAUGUCACAUGGCUUAAGUGGUGCACCCCUGCGUCCUUCUGUGAACCCACAAUGUUUUUUCAAACAAGGACAAUGCAAAUAGUUUGAAAUGUUCAUGGUAUAUUGUACAGUUCUAUGGCAUACACUUGUGGUUUCAGAAGAAAGAAGUAUAUGGUCACUAUUUUUUUUUACUUCUACUUAACUUGCUUGUGAACGUUCAUUGAAGAUGCAGACUGAUUUUGUGUUGCACUAACUUGGAUAUAGCAUUACUUGUGUCCUAUUUAACUGAGCAAACUGUCAAGGAUCUUCAUGGAGGUGAUCCAUGGAUCCCUCUCCACUUACUCCUAUGGACUUUGCUAAGACACAGCUCUGCUGCGGUAUCCAAAAGGGAAUUCCCCAACUUUACCUAUUGGUUUGCGACUGAAUGUGGAGGCAAAACAGCGUCUAAUGUUCUUGAAUACUUCUGCUGAAUCAUACCUUGGAACUAACACUCACAAAUGGUAGUGCAAUGUGCAGGACGGUUGAACAGAACUCCUUUAAAGGGGUCCAUUUUAUAAACUGAGUAGGAGAAAAUCCCCAUAGAAAACCUUUCCUGCUCCAGACAGUUCCUGACAUGGACAGAGGUGUCAGCAGAGAGCACUGUGGUCAAACAGAAAAGAAAUGAAAAAAGAAAAUAACUUCCUGUGUAUUAUACAGCAGAUGAUAAGUACUGAAUGGGUUAAGCUUUUUUAAUAGAAGUAAUUUACAAAUCUGUACCCAAAGAAGAGGAAGACCAGGCACUAGUCACAGCACUGUGCACUGAAAGAAUGCUCACCUGUCGGCAAAUAGGGAGCAAAAGCAGCCAAUGUCUCUGUGUGUCCCUCCGUGUGGUGCUACAAAGCAGAUCAAACAAAGUUCUUGUAAGGCAGGAAAUAUAUUCGGAGCACUCACCUCAGACACGAAUUGUCAUUCAGAAUAUUCUUUAUUCAU
This is a messenger RNA of Hyla sarda, 4234 nucleotides long. RefSeq names its product cholinergic receptor nicotinic beta 3 subunit (gene CHRNB3). The transcript is spliced from 6 exons. Gene Ontology annotation, biological process: nervous system process; chemical synaptic transmission; signal transduction. The record is from RefSeq and is a predicted model, not a curated record. Gene Ontology annotation, molecular function: acetylcholine-gated monoatomic cation-selective channel activity; transmembrane signaling receptor activity. Bases 1006 to 2274 code for a protein of 422 amino acids. NCBI's taxonomy places the organism in Eukaryota, Metazoa, Chordata, Amphibia, Anura, Hylidae. Gene Ontology annotation, cellular component: neuron projection; synapse; postsynaptic membrane.